This is a messenger RNA of Austrofundulus limnaeus, 1002 nucleotides long. RefSeq lists its product as uncharacterized. The coding region runs from base 16 to 936 and encodes 306 amino acids. NCBI's taxonomy places the organism in Eukaryota, Metazoa, Chordata, Actinopteri, Cyprinodontiformes, Rivulidae. The transcript has 5 exons. Gene Ontology annotation, cellular component: membrane. The record is from RefSeq and is a predicted model, not a curated record.
UCCCAUUCAGAAGCUAUGGGCCAUUUGAACUACACUACCCAGAAUUCCUUACUGACAUCUACUUCCUGUUUCGUCUUAUCAGUGAACUUUAUCCUCCUGGUUGUUGUUGAUUUUUUUCUUGGAGGAGUUUCCUCCUCGGGACKGACCGAGCUGUCGGAGCUGGUCAUGGGGAGCGUUCUGGUCCGAUGUGCCGCCACAGACCUGGGGAUCCAGUGGGUCGGCUGGGCUCUGGCUGCGGCUUUCAGAACCGAGAAGUUUUACGAUUUGGCAGGUUCUGGCACAUUUAUACUCCUUGUGCACCUGAGUCGUAUCUGGGGCGGAGCCAAUCAUAGCCGUCAGAGGGUCCAGGCCGGGCUGGUGACGGCGUGGGGACUCAGAUUGGGGACGUUUCUUUUCCUGCGGAUCUUGAAGGACGGUCACGAUCGCAGGUUCAACAAUGUCAGAGACAGCCCAGGGACUUUCUUUGUAUACUGGACCAUUCAAGCUGUGUGGAUAUUUAUUACCCUCCUGCCCACCCUCAUGCUGAACACCGAGAGGCGCACCGAGCCUCUGGGGGCCAGGGACUACGUCGGCUGGACUGUUUGGGGGCUUGGCUUUGCCAUCCAGACGAUAGCUGACCAACAGAAGUGGCUCUUCAAAAGCGAUCCAGAUAACGCCGGGAAGUUCAUCCAGAGUGGGCUGUGGGCCUACAGCAGGCAUCCUAACUACGUUGGAGAGAUCCUGCAGUGGUCGGGUCUCUGGCUCUCAGCCUCGUCGGUGAUGCGGGGCCCGCAGUAUCUCAGCGUCGUGUCGCCACUGUUUGUGUGGUUCCUGCUGCGUUACGUCAGCGGCGUCCCCAUCCUGGAGAGGCAGGCUGCGAAGAGGUGGGGAUCUGAGCCCGCCUUCCAGGACUACAUCAAGAACACUCCUCUGCUCUGGCCGUGGCCAAAACGUUGAUACUGUUAUGUUUGAUCCUUUAUCAUUGUCAACUGCAGUUACAAUAAAACUACAAAUAUUUUUGAA